AUGUCUGUCUGGGACGCUUUCACGGGCAGGAAGUCCUCGAGGCAGCAACCGGAGGCCUCCACCCAGACCCAAUCUGCUUCCUCUUCGCCCUCAUCUUUUACGCCGACACAUUUCGAUCCCACUACUGCAACAGACGUCUCAUCCUUUCUUGGAAGCGCCUCUUUACCCGAUGCAUCGAAACUUCAUCCUCUGGCCGGCUUGAAUCAACAGACACUCGACUACCUCACACUAGACGAGUCGCAACUCUCAGACCUCCCUGGCUCUAGGUCAAUAUUACCCUCGCGCGGCUGGUCUGAUGACUUGUGCUACGGUACGGGAGUCGUGUACCUCACGGCUUUGACUACAGGAGGCAUAUGGGGUCUAAUAGAAGGACUGAAUCGAACACCGGCAUCCGCACCUCCGAAGCUAAGGUUAAACAGUGUCUUGAACAGCAUCACACGAAGAGGACCUUUUCUGGGUAACUCGGCCGGAGUGGUGGCGAUGGUUUACAAUGGAGUAAACUCAACGAUAGGAUAUUAUCGUGGCAAACAUGAUGCUACCAACAGCAUCGUGGCCGGCGCGUUGAGCGGAGCGAUUUUCAAGAGUACCAGAGGUGUGAAACCAAUGUUGAUCUCGGGUGGUAUCGUGGGCUCCAUUGCGGGAGCGUGGGCUUUGACUCGCAAAAUCAUUUUCGAACCAGGCGAACCCGCGGAAGCGAAAGAACAAAUUAUUGCUCCCACACACGCAAGCAUAUAA
Messenger RNA from Fonsecaea multimorphosa CBS 102226, 735 nucleotides. RefSeq lists its product as uncharacterized. Lineage: Eukaryota; Fungi; Ascomycota; Eurotiomycetes; Chaetothyriales; Herpotrichiellaceae. Gene Ontology annotation, biological process: protein import into mitochondrial matrix. Bases 1 to 735 code for a protein of 244 amino acids. Gene Ontology annotation, molecular function: transmembrane protein transporter activity. The record is from RefSeq and is a predicted model, not a curated record. The transcript is spliced from 2 exons. Gene Ontology annotation, cellular component: mitochondrial inner membrane; TIM23 mitochondrial import inner membrane translocase complex.